Anopheles bellator is the source of this 4236-nucleotide messenger RNA. RefSeq names its product mucin-19-like. Gene Ontology annotation, molecular function: protein binding. The record is from RefSeq and is a predicted model, not a curated record. Bases 58 to 2940 code for a protein of 960 amino acids. The transcript is spliced from 4 exons. Lineage: Eukaryota; Metazoa; Arthropoda; Insecta; Diptera; Culicidae.
AUUCUUUGCUUGCUGGUACAACCGUCGGACGGUGACGGCGGCCCACCGAGAUGAGUCAUGCUGAGCGCGGUCGUCGAGUUUGACUACACGGCCAAGGAGCCGGACGAGCUGACGCUGAAGAAAGGUGCCAUCAUAACGAACAUCAAAGUGCAGGACGGUGGCUGGUGGGAGGGAACACUGAUCAGCACCGGCCGUACCGGUGUGUUUCCGGACAAUUUCGUCCGCGUACUAGAGCAGCAGCAGCCGCCUGCGCUGGUGGUGGAAGACAAGAACGAUGUCGUUCUAAGGGACAAGAAUGCGACGAUCAACCGGCGGUGCCGGGUAAUAUUCAGCUACCGAGAGAACAAACCGGACGAGCUAACGUUGGCCGAGGGUGACGUGAUAGAGUUUUACGAAGCCGUCGAGGAAGGAUGGUGGCGGGGCAAGCUGAACGGACGCGUCGGUGUGUUUCCGUCCAAUUUUGUUGAAAUGAUCGAAUCCGUGUCACCGAAGUCGUCCAGCCGCAAGAGCGGCGGCGUCACGAUGAUUGACGGCAGUGGUGGACCAACGGCACUGGGUGUGUCGGUGAGCCUGUCGAAGAACAACAGCCUCAACAAGAGUCGCACGAGCCUCAACAGUAGCUCCCGGGAGGACCUGGACCGGCACGAUGCACCGUCGCUGCCACCGAAACCGGUGCGCGAGAUGUGCAAGGUUCUGUACGCCUACCAGCCGGCCAACGAGGACGAACUGAAGCUGGUCGAGGGUGACAUCAUCACGAUCCUCACCAAGGAGCUGCCGGACAAGGGCUGGUGGAAGGGCGAGCUGCGCGGUCGAGUUGGUGUGUUUCCGGACAACUUCGUGGCCCUGCUGGCCCCCGAAGGCCACAAGACGGCGCCCACCGUGUCAGCGUCGGUUCGUUCGCUCGGCAGCACCGGUGGCGUAACGGCAUUCAAUCCGGUCACUGGCGUGGUGUCGCUGGUCAAGGAACCAGUCGGACACGGUGGCCAGAGCAUAAAGCCGGACCGACCACCGCCGACCAGCAAGAUGCACAUGUUCACCAAGCAAAACUCAAGCUCAUCCGGCUCUACCACGGUGAACGCCUUCCGGAAAGAGAGCUUCGGUUCGAAGGAUUCGUUGAACGAAUCGACCGGAAGCGGUGGUCCCAACAAUUCCCCCUCGGUCACCGGUUCCCCGACGUACGGGAGCGUAGCGGCGCACCGGAAGUCACUGGAAAGCAAAGCGUCGUCCGCCGAGAGCACCACCGUCGGUGGGGCUCCGUCACCGGGCGCGCUGACGGAGAAGCCGCCCCGGAAAAGCCUCGAAAACAAAUCGGCCAUCGCCUCCGAGAUACGCAAAAGUCUCGAGAACUUGGACAGCGAUAAAAAGUCCACCCCGCCACCGGUGCUCGGCAAGAAGCCACAGGUACCGAUCAAAAAGUCCCCGUCGAUCACGAGCGUCACCGGGAACCUGUUUUCGGGGCUCAAGCAGAAAGUGAAGGGAAGCGGCGGAUCACCGGCGGCAUCGGCGACGGACAAGGGGGACGAGCGCGAUGGUGGUGGUAUGAGCCGAGCACGAUCGGAGGUGGCCGACAACGGUGAUCGCUCCGUGACCGGCGAGCGGAUCAUGGACCUGGAGCUGGGACACGUGGAGCGGGGCACCUCGGUGCUGAAGGACAUGCGGGCGAAUCGGGCAAAGGCCCCGAAACGAAGACCGCCGUCGUCACCGAGCAGUAUUAUAGGCGAUUCGAAUGCCUCAUCCGCGCCCGGCAGCAUUAUCACUACCAACGGCGCCACCCUUAGCAACGGUGGCUCUUCGGGGCUGUUUACGCAACUUUCGCUCGAACCGGAAAGCCCCAAACCGGGAGUGCUUCUUCCGGACGUCACAAAUUCGCACGCGAUGCCCGCCGAUGCUGGUGAAGAAGUCGCGACCAAAGCGACGGCCCGACCGCGCGAGUGGGAAAAAAAUAAAGUGCCGUGGAUGGACGAGCUGAAGGCAAGCCAGGCCAAGAAAACAACGGCCGCCGGUGGGCCGGUAGUGGAAAGUAAAUCUCCCGAGCAUCAUGGCGGCACCACGGUCAAUCACCACAGCACCGUCAGCAGCAGUAGCAGCGGCCACUUCCAUCAUCAGGAAGAGUCGAACAUUAUUUCCAAAUCGUUCCACGCGAGUUCCACCACAACGUCCUCGUCCUCGGCCGGGGCGGGCAAUGUGUCCCGCGCUCGGCUGAUGGAACGUUCGGCCACGACCACGGGUGUGCCGGCAGAGAGCAAUCACCACAACAGCACCAUCACCUCCAGCAACACCGCGACCGCCGUUAACAGCAACAGUAGUUCCUUCGAUCUGAUUGCUUCGUGCAAUCGGAAGGAACCGGCCACAACCGGUGCCGGGCUCGGGGCGCCCGGUGAACCAAAGCUGGCCACUGGUGCGAUGACGAAAUCGAUGUCCGCCCUAUCGUCAUCGGUCAGCAGCACCACCACAACCAAAAUUGCCAUUUCGUCGUCCGCGAUAUCGUCGUCGGAACACUCCGGCAACAACGGUGUCCCGACGGAUGCGGCGGGUGUAACGACGACAACGACGGGCACUGGGGCACACGCAACCACCACCACCACCACCAAUCGGCCCGUUAGUGUGAACCUCCGGAACACUAGCCUAUCGCCGACACCACAGAACCGUAACGCCAAAACGAUCCACAUCGUCGCAAGCAAACCGCCGGCCCCGUCCUCCACGACCGCCGCCACAGUCACGUCAACCGAUGCGCCACCAACGGGACCCGCCGUCUCGGCGGACAACGUGUGCGGUCGGGUGCACGAUCUCGAGCAGAAGGUGUACCGAAUGGAGCGCCAGCUGGUGGCCCAGGGCGGACUGAUCGACGAGCUGACGCAGCUGCUACGGGACGAGACAGACAAGGUUCGGACGUUGCAGAAGGAACUGGAAAAGUACGCGCAGUGCGUCACGCAAGUAUGAUAAGACGGGAGUCGGGAUUGGUCGAUCCGCGCUAUGAUCGCUGGCGUCGAUCGGUUCGUGUAUAGAGAGCGAGCGCACCGUCAUUAGGCAAGAAGAGUAGCGUGUAACGUGUGACCAGAGAGCAACCCCGUAGUACGAUCGCACAAACAUACCGCAGCCCCCCGGUGCAAUGAAUGUGGUUCUAGAUUGAGUGUAGAUUAUCCGGCAUGAGGAAUUGAUGGCCAAUCGGCGCGCCGCGGUACAUUAAAGUUAUGUACCGAACCCGUGCAGAUUAUUGGAUGGUUCACUUCUGCCGGAGCAGCAGCCGGAAGUCUGCUUGUUGCUCCUUAUCGUCGUGAUUUCUUUGCUAUUCUUCGCUUUUCUACAGAAAAUCGAUUUAUGUACAGUUUCGAAAUAUUCACCACACACUGGUCGCUGGUCGAGGCGGAUUCGGACGCGACGGCAAGCGGAAAACAUUUGUAAACACUGUUUCCUACUUAUCAUUCCUAGUUCUCUUCUUCAGCCCACUUUGGGGAAAGCGCAAAAGUAUUCACACUAGAUCGGCGCGAGAACUCGUACCCGUAGAAAGGGUUCUACUCAACUAUUGUGUGCAGCAUUGUGAACUAUUGUGACCCGGAACGAGGCCAUAUAUCGCUCGGAGAGUGAAGGGGCGUUCCACUCGAUCCGUUCGCUGCUGCCGUUCCCUUUCUUCGACAAUUGAUUUCUCGUAACGUACAUGUUAUGCAUUCCGCGCUUGGGCUGGUUUUUUGGGAGGGGACGGCGAGCGGCGAGCAUUCCGUGAUAAAAUAGGGCCACGACGCUAGUAGGAGGACGAGGCACAACAAGAAACACUGCGGGACCGAAAAGUGAAGAGCGAACAUGAUAGAAAUAAACGUCGAUACUGUUAGGUCGUACUUAAGCGGACAAGCGUAACAAGCUAACAAGAGUCAAGACAACAAAAAUCACGCGCCGUAAAUUAGAAUAAACAAUAACAAUGAACACAAGGACCCUUUUGGGUCCACCCGAAACACCCGAAAACGGCCCGAAGCCUGUCCGGCAGUGGAGAAACACGAGUAUUAUGCGGUGGUGGUAGUCGGUUUUAAGGCGUCCCAGAGCGGGGCCGCUUUCGCACUGACCACAGGUGCGGGGGGAUCGUCGAAGAGCGCACCCGCCCCGAUUGCGAUCCUUUGCAGGCCAACACGCAGCAUUGCGUGACGCGUUUUUGACCGAUUUGCGCUUGUUUGUAGUUUUAUUUUCCGAAGUUAGCGAAACGUAUAAUGUCGAUAAACUUUACACUAAAUGGAGUCCAAUAAAUUG